UCUCUCACCUCCUCCUCUGCACUCUUUCGCACUCAUUCACGAACUCUGCUCGUCACUUGUGUGGACCGAGGACUAAUGAUUACAAGGCUUUGAACUGUCUCUGGAACAGGACACGAGCGCCAAUUCCACGGCUGCAUCUCAUCCAUCCACCAUCUCCUUACCCUUGGACGCGCUGCGGCGAAGGCGAGCGCUUUGCUCAGGAUGUCGCGGCUCAUUAUCAAGAAUCUGCCCUCCUACCUCUCCGAGGCGAGGCUGAAGGAUCACUUUUCCACAAGGGGCAAAAUUACCGACGUCAAGCUGGUCAGAAAAUCGGAUGGAACAAGUCGAAGGUUCGGCUUUGUUGGUUUCAGAGACGAGCAAGCGGCCCAGGACGCCAAGGAGUACUUUGACAGGACCUUCAUAGACACUGCCAGGAUUGCCGUGGACUUUGCCAGAGAGGUUGGUGACAGUCAGCUGGCCGAAUCAAAGGCCAAGCGAGCCCAGAAUGCCGUUCCGUCUGUUCACGAAGUCGGUAAUAGCGACGCCUCACGUCCUCAUAAGAAGCGAGCCCUCUCAAACGCCAAAGGCGCAUCAAUCACCAAAUCUGAAGCGAGAGGCAAGGAUCAAGGCAUCUCCUUUGAUCAGUUUAUGGCAGUCAUGGCACCCAAGAACAAGCGCAAGGCGUGGCAGAACGAGGAGGAGAUGGCGAAUCACGAUGAUGGUACUGCCGCUGUCGCCGCAGAGGAGAAAGCGUUUGCAGACUCGAUCGCCGCGAAAGAAGAGCGCAAGCGCGUCAAAAAGGAGCGCGCGGCUCGAAAAGCAGCCGAAACAGAUUUGAAAGGAGCAGAACCAGGCGGCUCGGUAAAUCCCACCGAAGAGGCGGAUGAUGCGCCCGUCAAGGCCGAUGCGGCGCUGGACGACGAAGGACUGACGGAUUUGGACUACAUGCAUCGGCGCAUGCGAAGAAAGAUAGGCGGCGACGAUGAGGAGGAGGUUACGAAUGCCACGACAAAGCCAAAGGAAUUCGAUCAGUCGGACAGCGAAGAUGGCGACUCCGUAUCGGACGCAGAAUCUAUGAUGAACGAAGAGGAGGCGGCGAAAGCCGAGAAGCAGCGACAGGAGCUGGCUGUCAAAGCCCAGCAGGAACAGGAGACCACAGACACCAUCAUGGAAUCGCGUCGUCUCUUCGUCCGCAACUUGCCCUUCACGGCCUCUGAGACGGAGUUGGAGGAGUUCUUUGGACAGUGGGGAGCGGUGCAGCAGGCGCACAUUCCGCUCGACAAGACCACGAAGACCUCGAAAGGCAUGGCCUUCGUCCGAUUCGUCGACCCUUCGAACGCGCUCUCUGCCUUUCGCGAGUCGAACGGCACGAUCUUUCAGGGACGGCUGUUACAUUUACUGCCAGCUGUAGAGACGCGCAAAGAGUUGGAAACGGAUAGUGCCGCUAAGAGCAAGUCACUCAAGGCUCAGCGCAAAGAUCAGCGCAAGGAUGAUUCGGGCAAGGAAUUCAAUUGGGGCAUGUUGUACAUGAGUGCCGACGCCGUUGCAAGCAGCGUCGCCCAGCGCCUUGGAAUUGAAAAGGCUCAAGUCGUUGGUGCAGAUUGGGACGCAGACGGAGGUUCCAAAGGUCUUGGCCCCGCCGUAAAACUUGCUCUCGCAGAGACGAGGGUCAUCCAAGAAACGAAAGCGUUCUUGGAGCGAGAGGGAAUCGAUGUCGAGGCUUUUGAAGCUCGGAAUGGAGUCAGACCACAACGCAGCGAGACGAUCAUCUUGGUCAAGAACAUUCCUUAUGGAACUUCGGCAGCCGCUCUUCGUGAGCUCUUCGAGAGGCACGGCGAAAUUGGAAGAGUCUUGAUGCCGCCUGCGGGUACGAUGGCCAUCGUUGAGAUGAUCUUACCUGGCGAAGCUCGCGUGGCCUUCAAGGCUUUAGCUUACAAAAGGAUGGGGAACAGUAUCUUGUACCUCGAGAAGGCACCGGUGGGUCUUUUGAGGAAGGACGAGGAAAAUGCUAAGACUGCGGCGCCUAGCGUACCUGCGCCACCAACGAAGGAAGCGCAAAUGCUUGGCUUGGGCAAUGGCUCGGGCAACGAAGCCCUUUCAGAGCCUGGCGCGACUCUGUUCAUCAAGAAUCUCAGCUUUGCCACCACGGACACGGGGCUAGCAAAAGCCUUCCAAAGCCAUCGAGACUUUGCGUUUGCUCGUAUCCAGACGCGCCCAAAUCCACGUGCCGGAAAUGAUCCGGGCGCGAGCGCUCGUCUAAGCAUGGGUUUCGGCUUCGUUGGUUUCAAGAAUGUCGAUGCUGCCAAGUCGGCCUUGAAGGCAUUGGAUGGCAAGGAUCUGGAUGGUCAUACUCUCAGCAUCGCUUUCGCCAAGCGCGGACAGGAGGAAGACGGUUCGAGCAACACCUCGAGCGCCAAGAGCCAAACCUCGACCACGAAGCUGAUGAUCAAGAAUUUGCCUUUCGAAGCCACAAAAACGGACGUGCGACAAUUGUUUGCUGCUCAUGGCCAACUGAAGUCGGUGCGGGUGCCACGAAAAGCAGCGACAGGCUCUUCGAGUGCUGGUGGAGCGCGCGGAUUCGGCUUUGUCGAGUUCACUACGCGAAGAGAAGCGGAGGCUGCAAUGUCUGCGCUCAAGCAUACUCACCUGCUCGGAAGACAUCUCGUCAUUGCCUGGGACAAGGAGGACGCCCAAGGGGUCGAGGGUGUGAGGAAGAGAACCGUCCGUGCGCUCGGAGAGACUGCAGGGGAGGAGAGCGUGGCGAGAAAGAGAAAACUCAAGCUGACCGAAGAGGAUAUCGCGGAGGCGGCACAGAAGGAGCUUGAAGAGAGGGAUGAAGACGAUGAUUAGCUUUUGCUCUCGGCAUGCCGUUUGACUUUGUACAACUGCCAAGCAUGUAACACUACUACUACCGCACUUUGCUUCCCCAAAUCAACAACGUCGCGCUUGUACC
Messenger RNA from Ceraceosorus guamensis, 2932 nucleotides. RefSeq names its product RNA-binding domain-containing protein. The record is from RefSeq and is a predicted model, not a curated record. The transcript has 4 exons. The coding region runs from base 202 to 2829 and encodes 875 amino acids. Gene Ontology annotation, molecular function: RNA binding. NCBI's taxonomy places the organism in Eukaryota, Fungi, Basidiomycota, Exobasidiomycetes, Ceraceosorales, Ceraceosoraceae.